Molecule: messenger RNA, 1334 nt
Organism: Coffea eugenioides
Lineage: Eukaryota; Viridiplantae; Streptophyta; Magnoliopsida; Gentianales; Rubiaceae
Product: 3-hydroxybutyryl-CoA dehydrogenase
Exons: 4
Coding region: 70-960 (296 amino acids)
Biological process (GO): fatty acid metabolic process
Molecular function (GO): NAD+ binding; oxidoreductase activity, acting on the CH-OH group of donors, NAD or NADP as acceptor
Source: RefSeq, a predicted model, not a curated record
AUCAAGUACGCCUGAGAAGAAUCAAGCCUAAGCUCGUCAAUUGUCAGGGGAGUCGAAAGAGUUGCUGACAUGGCUGAAAUCAAGUGCAUAGGAGUGGUUGGAGCCGGCCAAAUGGGUUCCGGAAUCGCCCAACUGGCUGUCGUCAACGGCGUCGACGUCUGGCUUCAUGAUACUGAGGCUGAAGCUCUCUCCAGAGCCCACAAUUCAAUUUCUAAAAACAUUGAACGCCUGGUCUCAAAGGGUCACCUUUCCCAGGCUGUAGAGGCUGAUGCUGCAAGGCGUUUACGCUGUACUUCCAGUCUGGAUGAUCUUAUUUCAGUUGAUAUGGUGAUUGAGGCUGUUGUUGAGUCUGAGGAUGUGAAGAAGAAGUUAUUUGUUCAAUUGGAUAAAAUUCUAAAAGGCUCUGCAAUCUUGGCAUCAAAUACAAGUUCCAUUUCCAUUACUCGUUUAGCAUCAGCAACAAGCAGACCCAGCCAGGUGAUCGGCAUGCAUUUUAUGAACCCUCCACCUAUUAUGAAACUAGUUGAGAUUAUUAAGGGGGCAGAUACAUCAGAUGAUACUUAUAAUGCCACUAGAUGCUUGGCUGAGAGGAUGGGAAAGACAGUCAUUUGCUCCAAUGACUAUCCUGGCUUCAUUGUAAACCGAAUUCUGAUGCCAAUGAUAAACGAAGCAUUUCAUGCUUUACAUACUGGAGUAGCAACAAAGGAAGACAUUGAUACAGGAAUGAAGCUGGGGACAAACCAUCCAAUGGGUCCUCUAGAGCUUGCUGAUUUGAUUGGGCUUGAUGUUUGCUUGUCAAUAAUGAAAGUUCUUCAGGCUGGCCUUGGGGACAGUAAAUAUGCUCCGUGUCCUCUUCUUGUGCAGUAUGUUGAUGCUGGUCGACUUGGCAGAAAACGCGGUGUUGGGGUUUAUGACUAUGAUUCUAGGCCCAAAGAAAUAAAACCAUUGGCUCAACUUUAAUAUUCUUCAAGUAUGAAAAUAACGAGAAUCUCAAUUAUGCAUUUUCCACAUGACAUGUCUGAAACAUGACUUUGACUGUUGAGGUAAGAUUAAGAGUGCUCUACUACAGAGUCCUGGAAGCUUGAAAGUUCCAUAAUCUUGUUGUAGCGUCUUCCUGGAGCCCAAGCUGCGGUAGAUUUAGUCUUGUUGUUCAUUUCAAAAUAAACAUGUAAGUUACUGAAAUAGGAUUAUACAUGUUUGUAAAAUUGAUAAAUAGAAGAGAAAAUGAAACUCUCUUAUCUGGCAUACAGUAGGAAAGAUGGCUUGUGAAAGUUUAUGAAUACUGUGAAGAUCCAGUGAUUAUGCUUUUACCUGUUUGCCUCCUUUUGCUACUA